CGCGCCCGGAGCCGCGCCAACCCCGGCUGCGGGAAAUGUUACCGAGCGGGGGGCAAGAGAUACAUCUUACCCGGAAACGAGGCAGAGAAGUGAGGGGAGUUGGGGAGCGAGAAGAGUACUAAACAUGCGGGGAGACGGUUCUCAGCACCAGCAUCAGGAAGAGGAAGAUAACGCAAUAGAGCAGAGACUGGGCAUUAGGGACACUUCGCUGGCCAGGUACCUGGACGGGCAGCACUGGCAGCUGAAGAAUCAGCUCCGGCGGCAGACCGCACAGAGCCAACUGUUCCGCCAGCACAGGUAUGACCUGAAUCUAGAUGAGAUGCGUGACCUGUCCUCUGAACGAGUCAAGUAUGUUAUAAAGUUACCAAUGGUUCAACAACAAUUGGAAGAACAGAUAGAAAAGAAAAAGAACUGCAUCAAUAAAAGCUUGGCUAUUGGAGAAGUACUUUCCACAGCCGACCUUACAACUGGCGUGAAGAUGGGUGUGGUCUGCUGGUUGUUUGGUGGGGCAGUUAUCAAUCUUGGCAGCCAGAUACACAUUGAAAAGUGGCUUCUGCCUUUAAUGGACUUAAAGUUCACCGGAAUGUUUGCGAUGACUGAACGUGGUCAUGGCAGUAACGUGAGAGGCAUCCAGACUCGAGCAACGUACGACUCUGUAUCCCAGGAAUUUAUUAUUCACACACCGUGUGAAGAUGCAGAAAAGAUGUACAUUGGGAAUGCAAUGAAGGGGAACUAUGCUGCUGUAUUUGCACAGCUGAUUGUCAACGAAGAACUGCUAGGGCCUCACUGUUUUAUUGUACCCAUUCGAGAUCAUGCAGGCAAUAUGUAUCCAGGAGUCACCGUCAUUGACAUGAUGCACAAGGAAGGUCUGAAUGGAGUUGAUAAUGGAAUUCUCAAAUUUAACAAUGUUAGAAUUCCAAAAGAAAAUCUCCUGGACCGAUUUGGUUCAGUGUCUCAGGAUGGAGUUUAUCAGUCACCCAUUAAAGACAGAAGUGCUCGGUUUAAUGUGAUGCUAGCUGCCCUGACACCAACAAGGAUUGCCUUAAUAUUUCAAGCCCUGGGAGCCAUGAAGCUUGGAUUGACAAUCGCCAUUCGUUACAGUCACAGUUUCAGAUAUUUAGCAUCAGACGUCCUGAUUUGUCCUGGUUUCAACUAUCCUGCAUUAAAAAGCCGCCGGCAGUUUGGACCCAAAGACAAAGAAGAAGUGAAAAUCAUCGAGCACCAGACACAGUACCUUCGCCUUAUGCCUCACCUUGCUGCCUCCCUCGCUCUGACCUUUACAAGCAGAUAUGCAGGAGAGAUUCUGGAUGAAGAUAUGUACCAAGGCAGGAACCUGAUCAAUAAUCGCUCAUUGCAGGCGUUGGUGGCAGGCCUGAAAGCUUACAGCACCUGGGAAAAUCUAGCUUGUUUGCAGGAUUGUCGUGAGUGCACUGGUGGUAUGGGUUAUAUGAUGGAGAAUCGAAUUCCAGGACUGAAGUGUGACUCAGAUGUUUUUGUAACCUUUGAGGGAGACAAUGUCGUCAUGCUACAGGUGGUGGUCCGUGAACUUUUAGCUCAGUAUGCAAGACAGUACGAAGAAAGACCAGUUACUGGAUUGCUGAGAAACUGGAUUGCAGCCACAACUGAUAGCUUACGGACCAGUGUCUUCGCAUUCAAUACAGACACAGUGGGCAGCCUGAGCUUCUUGCUGAAAGCCCUGAAUUAUCGGGAGAGAGUGCUUCAACGCAGCUUGGCAGCUAGACUCUACAGCAAGGUAGUGAAGAAUAAAGAGGAGCCCUUCAGUGCAUGGAACUCAUGCCUCCAGCACGUUACCUGCCUUGCUCUGGCACAUAUUCAUCGAGUGACAUUAGACCAGUUCUGGAAAGCAGUGGAAGAAUGUCCAGUUGCUGAAGACCAGGCUUUACUGAAGAAGUUUUGCCUUUUACAUGGAACUAGUCUCCUUUACCAGGAACGAGCCUGGUAUCUGGAACACAGAUACCUGACGCCAGCAACUAGUGUGCAGAUAAGGAACCAGCUUUAACACUGGUUUGUGAGGGUGAACUGGACCUCAUGAGCUGUGAAUCCCUCCUGAUGAGUGCCACUGGAUGCUUGCACUGUGAGCAACGUCAUGCUAGAAGCAAUAGCGUACAAGUCUGGCCACACUGGAGGACAGGAAGAUCCUCCCCAGAAAAUAUGCCUCAUAAUUGAUAUGUAACAUCAAACUAAUUGUCAAAUAAAAUCACUUGUCUAUAGUGUCCUUAUAUUGAUUAUAGAACAGGAUUUAUUCUCGCAGCCCUAAUUUUCCUUAGGCUACGAAUGGAUAGCAACGAAAAUUGGCACACUUUCUUCGACAGGUGGCCAUUAUUUUUAUUGGCCUUUUGUCUUAUAGGACGGAGAAUACAGCUUGUGCCUUAUCUUUGGGGAAUUGAAACAAACCUCCUGCCCUGUCACUGGCAUGUGUAUUUUAAACACUUUAGAACACACCUGUUGUUUCAUGAUGAUUUCAUUACAUAAUGGACUAAUGUCAUGAGGCAAAUCUAUUGUGCCUGAGCAGCAGCCAAUUUAUUGGCAUUCACUUCCUUCCAACGGCCAAGACCUUGCAUGUGAGUACCAGGAACCUUUAUUAAUGUAAGCUAAAUAUGUUAGCAGAGUACAUAGGAAGCAGAUGAAGUAAAUACUGUUCACAAUACUGCAAGAUUAUAAAACUGGUUGUAAUAGACUUUUCCAACAAGAAAACAAAUCUUACUGUUUUCUUUUACGGCCUUAGUCCAAAAUAAGGCAGCCAACAAAGUAUCAUUGCUAUAAUCAUCUGUAAUGCAUAAAAUCAACAGACGAAGAAUUAUUAGUCACCUGUUAAAGCAGAUUGUGAAGUUUGCUACUUGAAGGAUACACCACGGGAUCUUUUCAAAGUUUAAAUUUUAUUAUUAAAGUACAUAAAUGUCACCACAUACAACCCUGAGAUUCAUUUUCCUGCAAGCAUCAGCAAAUCUAUAGAAUAGUAACUAUAAUGGGAGCAAUGAAAGAUCAACCAGAGUGCAGAAGACAACAAAUUGUGCAAAUGCAAAUAUAAAUAACAAGAACAUGAAAUAACAAAAUAAAGAGUCCAUAAAAUGAAUUUAUUGGUUGUGGGAACAUCUCAAUGAUGGGGCAAGUGAGUGUGGUUAUCCCCUUUGUUCAAGAGCCUGAUGAUAACUCUUCUCGAACUUGGCAACAUGAGUCCUGAGGCUCUUGUACCUUCUACCUGAAGGCAGCAGCAAGAACAGAGCAUGGCCUGGGUGGUGAGGAUCUCUGAUGAUGGAUGCUGCUUUCCUACGACAGCAUUUCAUGUAGAUGUGCUCAAUGGAUGGGAGGAUUUUACCCAUGAUGAACUGAACCAAAUCCACUACCUUCUGUAGGAUUUUCUGUUCAAAGGCAUUGGUGUUUCAAUAACAGGCUGUGAUGCAGCCAGUGGAUACACUCUCCACUGCACAUCUAUAGAAGUCUGUAAAAGUUUUAGGUAUCAUGCUGAAUCUCUGAGUAAGUUUGUGAAGUACAUCCACAAACUUACUCAAAAUAUUAAAUAUGGAAAUAAUGUCACAACUUGAAAGGAACUUACUUGUGUACUCUCUCCCGAAUUUUAGAUGGAAGCAUUGAGGUUUAUUGAAUAGUUUAAUAAAACAAAUCUUCCGGGACAGUUGUCACCCUGAUUUCAAGGUAUUUUAUUGCUUUUUCUCUGGUUACUUGCGUAAUUGGUCUGUUCUGAGAUAAGGGAGUCUACAAGCUACUCUCCGAGCCCCAUUUCUGUAAUUAUUAGCUUGUCUACUUCUGGCCCUAUUAAGGUAAGUACGUCUCUGGAGACGUCAUGCUGAGUGUACAGACCGAGCAGGUCUGUGUGCCUGAGGCCUCUGGGGCCUGAUCAGAUAAAGGCACCUCUCCCAAAGGUCUGGUUACACAACAAAGCAGUCUGCAUCAUAGGCAAAUGUGUGCGAAUUUUCUCAGUGUGGUUACAGUCCAUCACAGUCACAUUGCCAUUGUACUGCACAGUUUCUCAUUCCAGUUUUCAAUAUUAGCACCAGAAGUUACUUUUGGAUGUAUUGGGACUACAAAGGCAGAUGGAUGAGUCAGUCUGUAUAGUGGAAAGUUAAAACAACUGUACCUUUGAAGCUGGGUGACUAAGAUGAAGAAAUCCUCUGAUCAUGUGAGAAAAGCAAUGACUAACAAACAGAAGAGUGUAUUUAAGACAAGGUAGAUGGUUGGGAGAGGAGAGAUCCAUUCUAAUGGUCCCUGACCUUCUGUAGCCUGAGCUAUUUGACAAAGUCCUUUGAAGUUUAAUGGAGCACUGCAUUUGUUUUACUGGUGUAUUUUAGUUUUCUAAAAUAACUGUGCUUCACUCUGUCAGAAACGUAACCAAAUGAUGACUCAGUUUAAAUCACGGGGUGAAAAAAGGCAAUUCACUAUUAUGACCACAAAUAUUAGAGCAAGAAGACAGCAAUAUUACAUGAUAUCUGAAAUGCAUAUCGUCAACUGGUUUCUUUAAAAAUACCAUUUCAGAUAAAGCUUUUCCCAAUUGUAAUAAAGGCGAGAAGAUUUCUAUUACAAUGUAGUGAAAUCAUUAACAGAUCAUUUUUUAAAAUAGUCUUAAUUUUAUUGUACUUCCUGUGUGUAAAUACACCCCAAAGAACGUCAUUUUUUUACUCCAGGAAGAAGCAGAGGCACAUUUUCACUUCCAAGGGACAUAUUAGAUAAUUAUUCUCAUUUGCAAUUGAUAUUGUUUAUCAAGAAUCAGAAUCAGAUUUAAUAUCAUCGGCAUAUAUCGUGAAAUUUGUUAAGUUUGUGGCAGUAGAACAAUGCAAUACAUGAUAAAUAUAGAAAAACUGAAUUACAGUAAGCGUGUGUGUAUAUAUACAUAUUAGUUCAGCUAAAAUUAGAGCAAAAACAGAUAUUUUUUAAAAAGCGAGGUAUUGUUCAUGGGUUGAAUGUCCAUUUAGAAGUCGGAUGGCAGAGGGGAAGAAGCUGUUCCUGAAUUGCUGAGUGUGUACCUUCAGGCUUCUGUAUCUCCUUCAUGAUGGUAACAAUGAGAAGAGGGUAUGUAUGUCCUGAGUGAUGGGGUCUUUAAUGAUGGACUCGGUCUUCCUGAGGCACCACUCCUUGAAGAUGUUUUGGAUACUAUGGAGGCUAGUAUCCAUGAUGGAGCUGACUAAUAUUACAACUUUCUGGAACUUGCUUCAAUCUUGUGCAGUAGCCACCUCCACUCCCCCCCCCCCCCCCCAAUAUCAAACAGUGACACAGUCAGUCAGAAUGCUCUCCACGGUAUAUCUAUAGAAGUUUUUGAGUGUUUCAGGUGACAUAUCAAAUCUCCUCAAACUCCUAAUGAAAUAUUGCCGCUGUCUUGCCUUCUUUAUAGUUGCAUCGAUAUGCUGGACCAGGUUAGGUCCUCAGAGAUAUUGACACCUAGGAACUUAAAUUGCUCACUCUCUCCACUCCUGAUCCCUCUAUGAGGAUAGAUUUGUUUUCCCUUCUCUUAACCUUUUUGAAGUCCACAAUCUGUUCUUUAGUCUUGCUUACAUUGAAACAUAGAAAACCUACAGGACAAUACAGGCCCUUUGGCCCACAAAGUUGUGCUGAACAUGUCCUUACAUUAGAAAUUGCUAGGCUUACCUAUAGCACUCUACUUUUCUAAGCUCCAUAUACCUAUCCAAAAGUCUCUUAAAAGACCCUAUCAAAUCCAACUCCACCACCGUUGCCGGCAGCCCAUUCCACGCACUCACCACUCUCUAAGUAAAAAACUUACCCCUGACAUCUCCUCUGUACCUACUCCCCAGCAUCUUAAACCUGUGUUCUCUUGUGACAACCAUUUCAGCCCUGGGAAAAAGCCUCUGACUAUCCACACAGUCAAUGACACUCAUCAUCUUAUGCACCUCUAUUAGGUCAACUCUCAUCCUCUAUCACUCCAAAGAGAAAAGGCCGAGUUCACUCAACCUAUUCUCAUAACGCAUGCUCCCCAAUCCAGGCAACAUCCUUGUAAAUCUCCUCUGCACCCUUUCUAUGGCUUCCACAUCCUUCCUACAGUGAGGCAACCAGAACUGAGCACAGUACUCCAAGUGGGAUCUGACCAAGGUCCUAUAUAACUGCAACAUUACCUCUCGGCUCCUAAAUUCAAUUCCACAAUUGAUGAAGCCCAAUACAUCGUACACCUUCUUAACCACAGAGUCAACCUGCACAGCUGCUUUGAGUGUUCUAUGGACUCGGACCCCCAAGAUCCCUCUGAUACUCCACACUGCCACGAGUCUUACCAUUAAUACUAUAUUCUGCCAUCAUAUUUGACCUACCAAAAUGAACCACUUCAUACUUAAUUGGGUUGAACUCCAUCUGCCACUUCUCAGCCCAGUUUUGCAUCCUAUAAAUGUCCCAAUGCAACCUCUGACAGCCCUCCACACGAUCCACAACACCUCCAACCUUUGUGUCGUAGCAAGGUUUCAUUGCAUUGACACCACCCAACUAGCUGGUAUAUCUCGCUCCAAUACGCCCUCUCAACACCAUCUGAGAUUCUGCCAACAAUGUUUGUAUCAUAAAGUAUCAUCAAGUUUUGUCAUAAUGUAAUCAUUGUAUUAAGGUGCCUCACACAACAUUUUAUGGGCUCCAACUUCAUAGUACCCCUACCCCGUAAUGCCCAUUGCUACCUCCUCCCUAAGAUCGACAAGCCUAACUGCCUCAGUAGGCCCAUUAUUUCUGCCUGCUCCGGCUGCACUGAACACGUGUGCACAUAUCUCAAUUCGAUUUUGUUCCCCCCUUCUCAGCUACAUCUCUGACACUUCGCAUGCUCUUCAUCACUUCGAGAAUGUUUAGUUCCCUGACCUGACCAUUUUAUUUUCACCAUGAUCAUGCAGUACCUGUACACUUCUGUCACCCAUCGGGAAGGCAUUAAUGCUCCCUGUUUCUUUCUUGACAACAGGCCUAACCAGUUCCCCUCUGCCACCACCCUGCCCUGUUUGGCAGAACUGGUGCUUGCCCUCAGCAACUUCUUUUUUGGUUCCUCCCAUUUUCUCCAAACCGAAGGUGUAACCAUGGCAACCACUUGGGCCCCAGCUUUACCUGCAUUUUUGUCAGCUACAUGGAACACUGCCGAAGUCUUUCUACACUAGGUCAACAACUGCAUUGGUGCUGCUUCCUGCACCCAUGCUGAACAGGUCAAUUUUAUUAACUUUGCCUUGUAGUUCCACACUGCCCUCAAAUUUACUCAAUCCCUCUAUAACACCUCAUUCCUUUCUUGCUCUCUCUAUCUCCAACUCUGGAGACAGAUGCUCUACCAACAUCUUUUGCAAACCCACUGACUCCCACAUUUACCUUGAUUGCAUUUCUUUGCACCCCAUCACUUGUAAGAGUGUUUUUCCUUAUCUCAGUUCCUGUACCUGCACCACAUCUGUUCUCAGUAUGAGGGUUUCCACUCCAGGAUAUCUAUCCUCUUAUUUUCAGAAAACGAGGCUUCCCUCCCACCACUAUCAACGCUACCCUCACCCAUAUCUCUUCCAUUUCCCACCCCAACAUUGUCCUCAACUACCAUCCCACAAGCCUCUGCAUUCAACACAUCAUGUUUCUCAAUUUCUGCCACCUUCAAUGGGAUCCUACCACCAAGCACGUCUUACCCUCUCCAACUCUGAUUUCUGCAGGGUCACUCUCCAUGACUCCCUUCUCUAUUCGUCCCUCCUCACUGAUCUCCCUCUUGGCACUUAUCACUGCAAGAAAGACAUGGUACACCUCAUCUCUCACCAUCAUUUAGGGCACCAAACAGGUGAGGCAGCACUUCACAUGCAAAUCUAUCAGCAUUAUCCAUUGCCUCCAGUGCUCAUGGUGGGGCCUUCUCCACAUUGGUGAAACCUGAUGCAGAUUGGGGGACUGCUUCAUUGUGCAUCUUUGCUCCUUCUGCCACAACAGGCAAGAUUUCAAUUCCACUUCCCAUUCCCCACCAACAAGUCUGUCCACAGCCUCCUCAAGUGCCACGAUAUGCCAAUUGGAGAAGAAACAUGUCAUGUUCUAUCUUAGUAAUCUCCAACCAGACAGCAUCAAUAUCAAAUUCUCUUAUUUCUGGUAGCCACUUCCCCCUCUUUGUUUUCCCGUAUUCCAGUGGCCCUCUCACCCCAUCUCUUCCUCUCCCUUGCCCCCUCCAACUUGCCUAUUGCCACGCUCUGGUUCUUCCCCUCCUUCCCUUUAUUCCUUGGGCUAUUGUCUUCUCCUAUCAUAUUAGUCUUCAGCCCUUUGCCUCUUCCACCUUUCACCUCUCAUCUUCUAAGAUCAUUCCCUUUCACCAUACCCACUCCCCACCUAUCUUCUCCUCUCACCUGGACCAAAUACAUUCCCUGAAUUUUUAUUCUGGCUUCUGCCCCGUUCUUUUCCAAUCCUGAUGAGGGGUCUUGGCCCAAUAUGUCAAUUGUUCAUUUCCCUCCAUAGAUGCCACCUGUGUGUCAUUCAUAAGCUGUGACAAGUCUUAAUAUUAACUAUGCGGUAUAUAGUAUAGUCUUGCUUGAUACUGAUCUGCACUGAGACGGGGAACAGGAAAACAAGAGAAUGCAGAUGGUGGAUGCUCAAAUUGUGAAUUGUGAGUAUUGGUUGAACCAAUGUGGCAGAAAUUUGUUGAAGGGAAACUUCUGUAGGUGGCCAAAUUUGAGCAGGGUCCUUCAUAACAUGGUCUGAAUGGUUCAUACAUGUCCUUUUUUUUGUCUCACAAACACUUUUGACUCUUUAGCAGACUCAAAGGUUUUUUGCAAACUCAAAAAAAUGACCAUAUAUAAUGAUUGGUUUUGCUCUCUGCAAUUCACAUGCAAUGAAGAUCAUGUCACUUGUUCCUCUGGGUGGAUGCUGAGCCACAGGGUGGUUCUGCAGCCAUUGAGAGGAGGGAGUUGAGGGGAGUUUAUUAUGACUUUUCCUGCACCUCUGUAGGUUCCCCACCCGGAUUUAUGUUGAUUUGUGAAGAUCUGUUGUCCCCUGGCAUGCUCUCCUCUUCCCACCUGGGCAUAGUCACACUCCACUCAUUCACUUCUUCCCACUAGAGUCACAAAAGGUGAUGCGAAGAGCAAACCCUCACUCGUUUCUCUCCCGGCUAGCCAAUUGUGGUGGCUUUCAGUACCAUUUUAAGUGAAGCUACUUACCUCAUUGGUGAACCAGAACUGCAUCGAAGCAACUUAAAGAAUAAUUCAUUGAUUAUCUUGUGUUGAUAUAACAGGACACAAAAUAGUAGUGUCGUUAGUAGAAUUCUGUUAACAUUUGAUGAGGGAUAUACUGUUCAGAUUCAUUUUGGGUAGAUCUAGUAGGACAAAUUAUGGAGGGACCUAGACUAAAUUAUCAAUAGCAGAAUAUAUGAUUGAAUAUUAUAAUUAAUUCAGUUUCAUUUUGCAUUCUCAGACAGUUAUUUUCCCUAUGAAUGUACAGUGGCUAUUUUGAAGUGUGAUUAUACUUGAAGUUAUUGAAGCUUUUAACCCACAUUGGUUGGACUCAGAUACAAUUGGUCUAGGUAAAGAUGACAAUAUCGUUCAAACCCAGGCUACCUCAGACUAAGAGACUGUGUAACAAGCUGCUUCCUGGGAUCCCCUUUGCUAUCUUUCAUCCAAACAUUUGGACUUGAACCAAUACUUUUGUUCAAUAAACAAGCUAAAUUUAGAUUAUAUUCUAUUGAGAUAAGUGGAACAUUUCAAUACCUUUGCAUUUGUCAUCAGUAAACACCCAAGCAUUAUGACUAGAUUGAUGUGGCAGAAGUAGAUAUGCAGAUCUUAUACACUACAGUAACACACACAAAAUGCCGGAGGAACUCAGCAAGUCAGGCAGCAUCUAUGGAAAUGAAUAAACAGUCGACGUUUCAGUCCAAGACCCUUCUUCAGGACUGGAAAGGAGGAGCGAAGCACUAGAAACUAUUUGCACAUCUUUAGACCGAUGCAAGUUCUUCAACAUUAAGUUGAUGGUCAGGAUUUCACAAAUCCUGGCCCGUUUCAUCUUCAGCUAGGAAUAGAAAUCAGGCAAAGUUUCUGCUGCUUAUAGUCAAUAAACUGUGCUGAAAGUAUAUAUUGCUGUGGGACAUUGAGCAAGGACUGGUAGGGCUCAAUAACAAUUGGCUUGCACCUGCAGUCAAAUAAGCCAUAAUAUUGAUCAUAGUUAGAGUAUCAGAGUUCAGAGACCAACCAUUGAAUAUGAUCUCAGCACAGAGUCAAUAACCAGUGAUAUUGGUGAGGAAUAAAUGUUUGUCACAUUGUCUACUCUCCUGGAAAAACAAGAAAUUCAGAAACUGUCAACACAUCUACAAAACCUUCUGAGAAUUUCUCAAAGGACAAAGAUACCUUUUAACUCCUAGGUAGCUAAACCUAGAUAAAGCGUCUCUUUAUUUGUUUGUCUGUGUAAACAGUUCCUUCCCCACACCCCCCAACUUUAUGGAAAUCAACAGAAUUACCUAACUGCAGCUAUUUGUAACAAAGAAGAGAACUAAUAGAAAAGUUGCGAGCCUGUUAUGUCAGGAGAAAAUAAUGGCCGAACGAAAAUGAUCCUUCCUUCUCCACAAUGUAGUAAAUAGCUGCAUUUCUUAAAUCAUUUCAAUGCAAUAUUUGGAGAACCAUCUUAUAAAAAUUAUCAGCAUUGUUUUUUUCCCUGUGGACCCACCCCAUCCCCUCAAGGUACAUGAUUCUGUCUUUCCUAUUUCUGUGUUCUUUGCUCCCAUUUUACCGCCUUCCUAAGAAUUUUUUUUACAAAUCAUAUAUCCGCAAAACGCAUUCCAGCCCAGUGUUUAUCAAUUUGCUGGGAGCCAAUUCCCUCCUUUUGCUUGGGUUCGGAAUUUGGUACCGUCGUGGUUUUGAGACAGUUUACUGGUGCAAAUUGUAGAAGAAAAACCUUGCAUAUCUUAAGACACAUCAGAGCGUGGAUUACUUUGAAGUGCGUUCGCUGUUCUGCGUGCACAUUUAUCAGAAGUAGUGAUUCAUUUGUGUUUGUUUUUUUAAUCGAAGCAAGAGACAAACGAUACUAAAAACGCUUCCUUUCACGCAAACCAUCAACACAAAAAAUGCUCGCUGUAUGAAUAAUCUUUAGUAACUAGAGUGCGUUCAUUAGAUAGCGCAUGGUUAUUGUAUGCAUCCACAAACAGUUAACGCUGUAGAUGUAAGUUCUGUUUUUAUUUAUUUCGAUAAUAAACUUUCGAAAUCUUAUAUUAAGAAGUUGCGUUUUGUUGCUCUUUAUAGGAGAAAUUAAAGCCUCAAAAUAGGUGAAUAAUUUGAUUUAUUUUAACUUUGAAAGCAGCAGUCCAAGUGAAACAGUUUUGUGUCAUUUUUUAAAAAAAUGCCGACAGUCUGUGGAUAUUUAGCGGGGUGAUAAAUCGUGCUUUCAAGGCUUGUCUAGUCUAUAUUUGGAUGGUAUUUUAUUGUGUUACUGACUGGCUCAGAGAUAUCCGAAAGGUUUAUAUACUUCACAUUUAUACAACAUGAAUUAUCGGACCAUUUCACAAGCUCGCGGUUUAUAAACUGUCCGACAGUUUUUAAACCCAAGGCGCAUCUGGCCGUGUCCUGGCCAGGAAGAAAACUAAAUUCAACUUGAUUUUUUUUAUAUUUAAAAAAAAGCUUUUCAUAAACGAGAGCUAGAGUUCAAGAACAAUACAGAUGAAAUUUGAUGCAACCACAACCUGAAUCAUUUCGAAACAAUCUGCCUACACUAUCGAUAUAAGGCUACAACUUAGUGCAACUUCUAUACACACGAAUAACAGCGGAGAGGAAUGAAAUUCUCUCUGCGACGAUGGACAGGCGCCGCAACUUUGCUGGAUGUUUUAAGCAGAGGUGUUUACUCAGGCUUUCGGUAAAUUUUUAAGUUCGCACCGAUGUCAAGUAGCACCUUCAGUUCUGGGUUACGCAGAGGCCGAGUGGAAAGGACACUAACAACACAAGGUAUGUUUAACGAGUCGGAGUGCAUCGCGAGUUAAAUCAGUCUCCCGGGGACUGCUGCGGGUGUCUUAUGAGAAAUUUAGGGGGAAGGAGAAGCAGCCUGUUUAAAUCUUUAUUAAGGCAAAGAAAUUACUUCACAGCGGAAAGAUUCACGUUCAGCUCUUUUAGGGUGAAGUGUUUUAAUACAGCUUGUUACCUUCGCUUGCAGUUCAUAUUCAUUAGCACUACACUAGCGGGGCGGAACCGCCGGGAGUUAGGUAACUUCGGCUCGCAGUACCGUUCCGAGCGGGUGUCUAGUUUUUUUUUAAAUUUUGCUGAUAAUGUCCCAGCUUCGCUCUCCAUCUGAUACAACUGUUUGUUUGUUUCAGCUAACCGAGCUGUGCAGGUCGGUGAAGGACGACGCUCUGACAGUGCUCUCGGCUUUCAAUAUCCCCUCGGUGACGGUCCACGCUCCGAUAGCCGGAGUAGCCAACUCCCGAGCAACCUGGGCUUUCUAUCCCAAACCUCACUUG
Hypanus sabinus (Atlantic stingray) is the source of this 12373-nucleotide messenger RNA. RefSeq names its product acyl-CoA oxidase-like (gene acoxl). Gene Ontology annotation, cellular component: peroxisome. Bases 125 to 2020 code for a protein of 631 amino acids. The transcript has 20 exons. Gene Ontology annotation, molecular function: fatty acid binding; acyl-CoA oxidase activity; FAD binding. NCBI's taxonomy places the organism in Eukaryota, Metazoa, Chordata, Chondrichthyes, Myliobatiformes, Dasyatidae. Gene Ontology annotation, biological process: fatty acid beta-oxidation using acyl-CoA oxidase; lipid homeostasis. The record is from RefSeq and is a predicted model, not a curated record.